Molecule: messenger RNA, 1569 nt
Organism: Strongyloides ratti
Lineage: Eukaryota; Metazoa; Nematoda; Chromadorea; Rhabditida; Strongyloididae
Product: Conserved oligomeric Golgi complex subunit 8 family and Cullin repeat-like-containing domain-containing protein
Exons: 4
Coding region: 1-1569 (522 amino acids)
Biological process (GO): intra-Golgi vesicle-mediated transport
Cellular component (GO): COG complex
Source: RefSeq, a predicted model, not a curated record
AUGAGUGAAUAUGUUAAUUGGAGUUAUAAUGAUUUAAAAAAUGAAAAAUUAUUCUUAUCACAUUGUUGGGAUAAUUUGAAAGAAUCUCUUAACCAAUUAGCUUUUUCGAAUUAUAAGACAUAUGCUGAUGCUAGUAGAACUUCUCAAGAAUGUACUACAACAAUAACUCAAUUAGAUGAUUUUUUAAAAUCUUCUUUACCAGAAAUUAAUCAUAUAAUUAAUAGUGCAAAAGAAUUUUCUGAAAAAAGUAAAGAAAUUUAUAACAAUUUUGAUACACUUAGAAAACUUCAUUCUUCAGAAUCUGUAGGAAGGCAAUUAAUAUCACUACCAAAAAUGAUGGAUGAUUGUGUUAGAGAGGGACAAUAUGAAUCUGCAUACAUGUUAACUAAAUUUGGAUUAGAUUUAACGAGAAAUAGAUUAACUGAAAAACCAAUUGUAAAAGUUGUAGCAGAAAAUUUAAUGGAAUCAAGACAUAAAUUAUUAGAUGAACUAUUUAAUAAAUUUGCUUUUUCAAUAGAUUUAGCAACAAGUAUUAAAGUUAUUAGUAGCAUUAAACAGAUUCCUUUUGUGACAAAUGUACAAAUGAAAGUUUCACUUCUCCAAUACAGAGAUCUUUAUUUAGAUAAAUUAUUAGCAAAUAUAAUUGAGGAUCAAGAUUUUUAUAUGAAAAUGAUUGAUAUAUUUAGAGAUUGUAUUCAUGAUACAAUUGUUUUAUAUAUUUCUGUAUUUCCUGAAAGAGUUGUUUCAAGAAAGAAUGAAAAAAUUAAAUGGGAACAAUGGAAUAAAGGAUCCCAAACAUUUCUUCUUCAUUCCUGGGCUCUUCAUAAUAUUAAUAGAAUGUUUGAAAAUUUAGAAAAUAUUGAAAAAAAUAAAACUUUAAUUGAUAUAGAAGCUAUUUAUAUGAAACUUGUUAGUUGUGCUUCCUCUUUUUCAAGAAUUGGAUUAGAUUUUAGAAAUACAGUUGCUGAUAAGUUUAAACAAAUAAUGCUUAAAUAUACAUUCCAUAAUAUUGAUACUUGUACAGUAAAAUUAACAUCAGCAACAAAAUUAAAUAUUGUUAGUGCAGAUGAAAAUUAUGAAAAUGCUACAAAACCAUUAGUUGAAAAUGAAUUUCUUUCUGUUCAUUUAAAUAAUUUAAAGACACAUUGGUCACUUUAUCGAUGGGAUGAUGGAACAGUAUAUGCUAAUGAUAUUGUGGCUAUUCUUAAUGACAUGAGGCAUUUCCUUUUACCAUCUAAUUUAAAUUCAAUAAUAAUAGUAUUAAAAAAUUCAUUUAGACAAAUAUUUGAAUGGUUAGAUAAUUUCAUUAGUGAAGAAUAUAGGAAUAAUGAACCAUUGGCAGAGAUGAUGUUUAUUAAAGAAGUUAUUCCUUAUAUUGAAGCAUGUUUAAAAAAAAUAUUUCCAUAUGAUUUAAUUAAUGAUUUAUAUAAUGGAGAAGUUGAUGAAGAUGAUUAUAAUUCAUUUUUAACAUUAUUUGAUAAAGAAUGUUUGAAGAAUUGUAACAAUGCUGCUUUUUUUGAAAAAAUUUAUUAUGAAGAUAACAACAAGAAUGAAAUAGAAAAUGAAUAA